AUGACAACAACAUCAACAACAAAAAAAACAUCAACAACAAGGAACAACAGCAACAGCGAUAGCAGUUACAACAACAGCAGAAGCAGCAGCAGCAGCAGCAACAGCAACAACAACAGCAACAAGUCAACGACAGCAACAGCAUCAACAACAACAGCAGCAGCAGUAGCACACCAACAAAACAAAAUCUGCGAGACCCUUACAGCCGAUAUGAUUGUAGUGACGGAUAAUUCGGGUUCUGUUGGAUCUACCAAUUACGGCUUGGAAAAACAGUUUGUUGUUGAUCUUUUUAAUGAAUUGACGAUUGCACAAGAUGAUGUCAGAGUCGGUGUAAUCGAUUAUUCCACUAAUGUUAAUAGCCAAACGUUUGGAUUUUACGAUCCAUUGUAUGACACAAAUAUAGAGGUUAUAAAUAAAGUUAAUAGUUUUAGUUACACAGGCGGAUAUACGAGAACAGAUUUGGCAUUACUGGAAGCGUACGACAUGCUUGAUUCAGCCGGAAAUAGACCAGAUGUUCCAGAUGUCAUUGUUGUCAUCACAGAUGGUGAAACAAAUAAUGGAGGAAAAGAAAAUCUUGAUGACAUUGUAGAUUUAAUUAAAGCCGAUUUCGACGUUAAGGUAAUAGCAGUAGGAGUUGGUUCAUACGAUAUUUUUGAGCUUAACUACAUAGCAUCCGACCGGAGUCUCGUCUUUGAAGUAGACAGUUUUUCUGACUUGAAUGCUAUAGCGACUUUAGUUUGUGGCGCUGAUUCCGGAAGAUGUGAAUGUCCACCUGCACUUCCUAUACAGUACGAUGGAGAGUGCUAUGGAACAAGAGUUACAGACAGAUGCACAAAUGCAGCGGAUACAUGCAUAGAUUGUCAUGCAUCUUGCAACGGAACAGUGUGCGAUUGUGAUGAUGGUUAUUCUUGGAACGGAACUCACUGCGAUGGAACAAGAGUCACAGACAGAUGCACAAAUGCAGCGGAUACAUGCAUAGAUUGUCAUGCAUCUUGCAACGGAACAAUUUGCGAUUGUGAUGAUGGUUAUUCUUGGAACGGAACUCACUGCGUUGGAUCAGCAUUAUGUGACGAUUGUGGUUAUUCUCCUGACUCAUGUGAAGGCGACUUAGUUUGUGGCGCUGAUUCCGGAAGAUGUGAAUGUCCACCUGCACUUCCUAUACAGUACGAUGGAGAGUGCUAUGGAACAAGAGUUACAGACAAGUGCACAAAUGCAGCGGAUACAUGCAUAGAUUGUCAUGCAUCUUGCAACGGAACAGUGUGCGAUUGUGAUGAUGGUUAUUCUUGGAACGGAACUCACUGCGUUGGUGCGGUACUAGAUGCACCUUGUGAUACCUCACCUGACUCCUGUCAGGUCAAUGGUUUAGUGUGCGGAUCAACAUUCCGAUGUGAGUGCCCUGGGAGUGAAGUUCAAGUCGGCAACGAAUGUUAUUCCCUAACAUGCGGAGAAUGUGUGGUCGAUUCUGAUUGUCUUGACCCAAACCAGAUAUGUGUAGAGGUUAAUGGGGAGUCUAUAUGUCAGUGUAACGAUAGCUAUUACCUCAACACAACGUGUGGAGUUUGUAGUCCUAAAUUUGCGCUUGGUGAUUCUUGUACAUUUGACGGUCAAUACUGUACGGAUUUUUCGUCCGACAUUGUUUUUGUUACUGAUGCAUCUGGCUCAGUAAAGACAGCAAACUACCAGAAAAUUAAAGCGUUUGUACUGACACUGAUUAAUGCGUUUAAUGUAUCUCAGGAUGAAACAAGAAUCGGCCACGUGGACUAUUCAUAUGGCAUUAAUUCAUAUUUUUACCUCGACAUGUUUGAUAACAACUUUGAAGUCUCCCUGGAGAUAACUAAUUUGGUAUAUUCAUCAGGGACAACGAGAACUGACCUUGGCCUUGAUGUAGCCUUUGAUAUACUGACGCACACCGGUAACAGGCCAAAUAUCCCAAAUAUUGUACUUGUUCUUACUGACGGAGUAACAACUUCACCUUACGAUACUACCCAUUUGCCAACUAGUAUCGCUAACUUAAAAAGUAUUCCAGAUACCAAGAUUUAUGCUAUUGGUAUAGGAAAUUACAAUUACAACGAACUACUUUCCAUAUCAUCUGGUACCGACUAUGUAUACACUACAGCAACAUUCGAUACAUUGAAAAAUUUGGUCGAUGACAUAUUGUUCUCAAUUUGCAAUCCGUAA
This is a messenger RNA of Ruditapes philippinarum (Manila clam), 2175 nucleotides long. RefSeq lists its product as uncharacterized. NCBI's taxonomy places the organism in Eukaryota, Metazoa, Mollusca, Bivalvia, Venerida, Veneridae. The coding region runs from base 1 to 2175 and encodes 724 amino acids. The record is from RefSeq and is a predicted model, not a curated record. The transcript has 16 exons.